AACUGCAUUAAAUAAACUUUUGAGGCGAAAAUGCUUGUAAAACAAAAUAAUUUGCGUUGUUCAUCACUGAUUAAAGGGUGUUUUAGUUGUUUUAAAUUUGUAUUAAUAUGAUAAUAUAAACCAUGUUUUAACAGGAAAUAUACAACUUGGGAGUGCAAAAUGAAGAGUCUUAAAGUACAAGUGAGAAAGAUGAGAACAGUUUGGAUUAAGCAUAAACUCGUUCUCUUGUUGGUGUGUGUUCUAAUCAUGUCGUGGAUUUCUUUCUCCACGCUGAAUCUACAACUUCACCAGAAGGCCAGUUACAGAAUUAUUACACAGAAUCCACUUAGAAUUCAAGAUCGUGGUGUCAUAGUACCGGCUCACAACAACAAUAAUAAUGCGCGUUCGUAUUCUCCAACUGUAGUAGAAAAAAUAAAACACAUAGCAAAAUUCAUACAAACUGCUAAAAAGCAUGUAAGAGGUUCUAAAACAUCAGAUUCUUUAAAACAAGCUUUAGAAACAAUGGACUCUGUGCUGGUAGAAUUAGGAGUAAAUCCAGAAACUCUAUAUAGCCGACCAAUCAACAAACCUAAGAACGUAUGUCCAGAAAAGUACAUGGGAACUACAUUCGGUUAUCCAUUCUUUUACAAAGGAUUCGAAACCACAAACUGCACUCAUGGAAUUCCUAUUUGGAAGCUUGUAACACUUAUAAAACAUAUUACCAUUCCUCAACAAAACUUUGAUUCCUCAAUUGAGGAGAUCAAAACCUUUUUGUCAUCUAUUUAUAAAACUUAUUCUAAUUUCAAAGUGAUCUUAUCCGUGGACAAUGUUAAACUAAUGGAGAACAUACAAGGGACAUAUCCAUUAUUAUCUGUGAUAGACAGUAAUGGUGUGACGGAAGGAGCGGCUUUAAACAUGAUUGUUAACAAGGUUACAACACCCUAUGUAUUUGUAGCAAGAAAUGCUCAACUUUUUACAAAUGAUUCUCGGUUAGACAGGCUUAUACGAGAAAUAGAAAUAAUUGGUGUUCAAGUUGCUGGAGCAGCUAUUAGGGAUCCCGACGGACAUUGGAAGAAAGGAUGUUUCCAGGCAGUGUAUAGAAACGCUACAUUAAAGUAUUUAGAGGGCUACGAUGAGUCUCUUCAUGAAUGUCUAUUCUGUGAUUAUAUAUCAGGUCCUUUUGUAAGUUCAAAAGCUUACUUGCAAAGUAAAACAUUCGAGGAUUUGAAUGCAGCAGACGGUUUAUAUGAAGAAUGGUUUCUCAGGAUAUCACAACAAUCUGAUGAAAGUAUUAUCUGUCCAGAUUCAAUGUAUCAUGUUAAAUCACUGCAUACUGAUUUAUAUGGUGAACUUAAAUUGUUUAUGAGAAAAUGGAAUUUAUUCAAAAUUGUGACACCUAAUGGAAUAACUAUACAGCGAUCAUGUGCAAAUGAAUUAACUCGUAAACCAGGGUCGAAGGCAUUGCCUCCGUGUUCUGGUCAAUUCAAUGCCGAUGCCGUAAAAGCUGUAUUAAAAUCAUGCGAAGAGGCCGGAAUCAUAUGUGAGCUGCAAGAAGGCACGGCUUACUUGGGGCGGUAAAAUUCGGUAAAACUCUUCCAUGGGAAAGAGAUGCAGACAUUACUUUU
Ruditapes philippinarum (Manila clam) is the source of this 1604-nucleotide messenger RNA. RefSeq lists its product as uncharacterized. Gene Ontology annotation, cellular component: Golgi apparatus. The record is from RefSeq and is a predicted model, not a curated record. Lineage: Eukaryota; Metazoa; Mollusca; Bivalvia; Venerida; Veneridae. Bases 160 to 1557 code for a protein of 465 amino acids. The transcript is spliced from 3 exons. Gene Ontology annotation, biological process: protein O-linked glycosylation via mannose.